Vigna angularis (adzuki bean) is the source of this 2455-nucleotide messenger RNA. RefSeq names its product boron transporter 4-like. The record is from RefSeq and is a predicted model, not a curated record. Gene Ontology annotation, cellular component: plasma membrane. The transcript is spliced from 14 exons. Gene Ontology annotation, biological process: transmembrane transport; monoatomic ion homeostasis; monoatomic anion transport. Lineage: Eukaryota; Viridiplantae; Streptophyta; Magnoliopsida; Fabales; Fabaceae. Gene Ontology annotation, molecular function: solute:inorganic anion antiporter activity. Bases 216 to 2234 code for a protein of 672 amino acids.
UAUUCAAUCGUUUUGGUUCCUUUGUAUAUUAAUUCUGCAUGUACCUACAAACGUGAAGAAUUUGGUUUUUUUGUGUGUUGUUCUUGUUUAACAGUUUUUUUUUUCUUGUCUUCAUCACCAGCUCCGAUGUUUUAGUGUUUGUGUUAUUAAUAUCUCUUUCGUUAUGGUUUCUUGUUGAUCGAACAGCACUUCCAGAAACUGAAAGUAAACGGCACAUGGAAAGCUUAAAAACACCUUUUAAGGGUGUUAUAAAGGAUCUUCAAGGAAGAGCUUUGUUUUAUAAAGAUGAUUGGACAACUGGUCUCUACUCAGGAACUAGAAUAUUGGCCCCAACUACCUAUAUUUUCUUUGCUUCUGCUCUUCCGGUUAUUGCUUUUGGCGAGCAGCUAAGUAGAGAUACAGAUGGAAGCUUGAGCACUGUAGAAACGCUGGCUUCUACAGCUAUUUGUGGAAUCAUACACUCAAUUUUGGGUGGCCAACCUCUCUUAAUUGUAGGAGUUGCUGAGCCCACUAUCAUUAUGUACACCUAUUUGUACAACUUCGCCAAAGAUAAGGGUUCCUUGGGACGAGAACUCUUUUUAGCUUGGGCAGGAUGGGUUUGUGUAUGGACUGCUCUCUUGUUGUUUCUUCUAGCAAUAUUCAAUGCUGGAAAUAUCAUCAACAGAUUUACAAGGAUCGCGGGUGAGCUUUUUGGCAUGUUGAUCACAGUCUUGUUCAUUCAAGAGGCUAUAAAGGGAAUUGUAAGUGAGUUUAAUGUUCCUAAAGAGGGAGACCCAACAUCGAAAAAGUACCAUUUUGAUUGGCUGUAUGCAAAUGGGUUGAUGGGAAUUAUAUUCUCCUUUGGCCUUCUCUAUACGUCUUUAAAGAGUAGAAGAGCAAGAUCAUGGUUAUAUGGCACAGGGUGGUUUAGAAGUUUCGUUGCAGACUAUGGAGUACCUUUCAUGGUGGUGGUGUGGACAGCACUAUCAUUCAUAGUACCAAGUAAAGUGCCUUCUGGAGUUCCCAGAAGGCUCACCUCUCCUCUUGUUUGGGAGUCUACAUCUUUACAUCAUUGGACAGUAAUCAAAGAUAUGGGGAAGGUUUCUCCGUCAUAUAUUUUUGCUGCUUUUAUUCCCGCUAUAAUGAUAGCAGGGCUUUACUUCUUUGACCAUAGUGUUGCUUCCCAAAUGUCACAACAGAAGGAAUUCAAUCUCAAGAAACCUUCUGCAUACCACUAUGACAUAUUGUUGCUAGGACUAACGACUUUGCUUUGUGGAUUAAUUGGCUUACCUCCUUCAAAUGGAGUUCUUCCUCAAUCUCCAAUGCACACCAAGAGCCUGGCUGUUCUCAAGAAACAGAUGAUACGAAGAAAGAUGGUUAAAAGUGCCAAGGAAAGCAUAAAUCUUAAAGCUAGCAAUUCUGAAAUUUAUGGAAAGAUGCAAGCAGUGUUUAUAGAAAUGGAUAACUGUCCAGAUAAUCAUUUAGUGGUCAAAGAACUAGAGGAUUUGAAAGAGGUUGUCUUAAACGGUGAAGACAAAGGACAUGACAACAAGAGUAACUUUGAUCCUGAAAAACACAUUGAUGCAUAUUUGCCUGUCAGAGUAAAGGAGCAGAGAGUGAGCAAUCUCUUACAAUCAAUCUUUGUUGGAGCAUCAGUCUUUGGCAUGGCUGUCAUAAAAAAGAUACCAACUUCAGUUCUGUGGGGAUAUUUUGCGUACAUGGCCAUUGAUAGUCUUCCAGGAAAUCAAUUUUGGGAAAGGAUCUUACUCCUUUUUGUAACACCCAGUAGGUGGCACAAGUUGUUGAAGGGGGAUCAUGCUUCCUAUGUCGAGACAGUACCUUACAGAUACAUAGUAUUGUUCACACUCUUCCAAUGUGUGUAUUUCUUGGUUUGUUUUGGAGUGACAUGGAUUCCCAUAGCUGGAAUACUGUUCCCUUUGCCUUUCUUUUUCCUGAUCACAUUGAGGCAGCAUAUACUCCCCAAGCUGUUCAAGCCUCACCAUCUUAGGGAACUGGAUGCAGCUGAAUACGAAGAAAUAGUUGCUGCUCCAGGACUAACUUUCAAUAGGUCUUCCAGGGAGGUAGAAUCACCCAGAGUUGGAUCAGUGGAAAUAGUUAAUGCUGAAAUAUUAGAUGAGUUAACUACAAAUAGAGGGGAGUUGAAGGUUAGAAAUGUCAGCUUUAGUGAGGAAAGAAAUCGCCAGGAUUUACAGGUGCACCCUGAUGAAACAGGAUCUCCAGACCCAACUUGUUAGGGACGAAAGGUGAUGAAUUGAAUCCUACAUGAUAAGUGCAUCUGACAUUCAUGCACGUCUACUCUACAAGAAAAACAGACUGUGAUACCAAUGUAUUGAUUAAGAUGAAGUUUUAGAAUCUAGAAAUUUUGAAGCUGCCUCUAGUAGGAGGCUAAGCAUUCAUAGUCCAAUAACUCUCUAUUUUAGCACUUAAUUUUUAGUCUUUUUCCUCUAGUUGCUUA